Molecule: messenger RNA, 1628 nt
Organism: Lactuca virosa
Lineage: Eukaryota; Viridiplantae; Streptophyta; Magnoliopsida; Asterales; Asteraceae
Source: the annotation of a GenBank genome assembly
AUGUUUUUUUUUUCUUUAGUCGAAAUUCGAACCAGAGCAACUCACACUCUCACUGCCACCACGAGUUCGUGUCAGCAAACAACAGCACAUCAGGCCGUCCGGCGUGGCCACUGCCCUCCCGUCCGCCGCACCAUUCAUUUCCGGUUCAAACAACACCAGUGCUACCGACAGUCUCCACCACGACACAAGUCCACACUUGCUCCUCUCUUAAGAAAAAAAUGAAGAUAGCUCUGAAAAGGAAAAUACCACCGGGAAUUGAUAUUGAGGAUAAUGGAGGGGAAUCUUCAAGUGAAGAUGACUCUGAUAAUAUAUCCCAACCUAGUUCUAUAUUUUCAUUUGGGGAUACAAGUAUUCAAGAUCAUACAAAUAUUUCCAAAUCAAAAGCCAAAACCAUUCUUGAAGAAAUUGGUGAUGAUGUGUUUAGCUUGUUGUUUGAUGUGCCUGAUCUUGAAUAUACAAAGAAACAAAUCAUUUUGGUUUUUCGUUAUGUUGAUGCAUUUGGAAUUGUUCAUGAGAAAAAUUUUGGUCUCGUUAAUGUGUUGGAGAUAUCUGCAUUAUCCCUUAAAUCUUCCAUUGAUUCUUUUUUUGCUCAAAAUGGACUCAGUUUGAAAAAAGUUAGAGGUCAAAGUUAUAACGGAACAAGCGAUAUGCGUGAUGAGUUUAAUGGUUUAAAAGAUUUAAUCAAAAAAGAAAAUAGCUCGGCAUAUUAUGUACAUUGUUUUGGUCAUCAACUUGAGUCGGUUGUUGUGGCAAUUGCAAAAACACAUUUUGGUGUUGGGAAUUUCUUUGACAUGAUAGCCAUUCUCAACAAAGUGGUUUGUACUUCUUGCAAACGAAAAGAUAUGAUUCGAGAAAGUGACAAAAAGAAAGUACAAGAAGCUAUCAGUAUUAGUGAAAAUGAAAAUGCGCUAAAUCAUCUUUUUUCAAGUGGUGGAAAUAAGGUGAUUGAUUUUCACCGCAACACACUUUCGCAUGUGCUUCAUGUGUUUCCUUCUAUUUUUAAGGUGCUUGAAUAUGUUGAAGAGGAAGGUGAUACUAGUUUGAGUCCACGUCAAGCAAAUGGGCUCCAUAUCUAUUUAAAAUCAUUUGAUUUUGUGUUCUAUUUGCACUUGAUGUUGCAAAUUUUAGGGAUUACACAUGUAUUGCCACGAGCUCUUCUAGGAGAAGGUAAAGAUGUCCUGAACGCUAUGUUAUUGGCUAAAUCAACUAAGCAGGUAUUGGAAAAGUUUAGAGCUGAUGGGUUUGAUUCACUUUUGAAGGAGAUCUUUUCUUUUUGUGAAAAACACGAUAUUGGAACAAUGAAAAGGGCCGAAGAUUAUGUUAAUCCAAAAAACCCUAAACAAAAGACUGAUAUCACGUAUCGACAGUAUUACGAGUUUGACUGUUUUAACACUGUUGUGAAUGCGCAAAUUGAAGAGUUUCAUGAUCGUUUUAGUGAAGAAAGCUCCGAAUUGCUUAUUUGUACAAUUGCUUUGAAUCCACGUGAUUCAUUUCGUGAGUUUAACCGAUCAAAGUUACUGAAGUUGGCUAAGAUGUAUCCAGAUGAUUUUAGUUGUGCGGAAAUGAUGAUGCUUGAGCAUCAACUUGACUUCUACAUUGACAUUAUUAAAAAAGAUAAAAUAUUUGUU